Messenger RNA from Rubroshorea leprosula, 2004 nucleotides. NCBI's taxonomy places the organism in Eukaryota, Viridiplantae, Streptophyta, Magnoliopsida, Malvales, Dipterocarpaceae. The record is from the annotation of a GenBank genome assembly.
AUUUCGCUAUUAUUUGUAGAAAAAGUCGUCGGUGUUUGCUGUGUUCGACAUCGUUCGUCCGUUUCCGUAAAAACCAGGUAAUCUGCGAGCGUUUGAGUGUCUUUUUUCUACCUUUUUUGUUGUGAGAAUGUCUUAUGAGGAGACGCUUAGUGACGGCAGAGUGAGGGGGAGGGUUGAGGAGGUAGAGAGUAGGGAUUUGGGGGUGCCGUUGAACAUUUUGGAAAGAGAGGAUGGACGAGAGCCGUGUUUCAACCCUGAGGAGGAGGUUGUUAGUGAGGUGGUAGGGUAUGAAUCAAUGCUGGGAAAUAGGGGUAGUUUGGCCCACCUAGUUGAGAACUAUGGGGUGCCAGGGCAUGUGUUGGUGAGGCCGGCGGGGAGUAGAGAGAGGGCGUGUUCGGCCCCAGGGGACCAUUGGAUGCCUCUCUACUCCCAUUACUUGGCGACUGGGUUGCGAUUCCCUCUCCCAGACCUGUUGGUGUGGUUGUUGUUAGAGUAUGGUCUGGGAUUAACGCAACUCACCCCCAAUGCCGUGAGGUUGGUGGUGGCGUUUGCGGUGUAUAGCCGAAGUCGGGGGGCGAAAGGGUUAAACCUCAAUGAGUAUAGUCUGACCCCGGGGGAGUUAGAGGAUGUGGGGGAGUUGGAAAGAAGGGGUGUGGGUUUGCUAGACGUUAUGGAGUAUACGAGCCAAAGGAUGUUAGACGCGGCUAAGAUAUAUGGGCCGAGCUCGCAGAGAGGAGAAGAAAUGAACAAGUUUCUGGACGCAGCUGGUGGAGCUGGCAUUCCGAAGAAGGGGAGGGGAAAGAGAGGCAAGGUCAGGAGGCGAGUGGAGGAAGUUUCACUCCCUCAAGCUGAAGUGGAAAACUUGGCCAUUUCUCAGUCUGGCCACGUUGGAGGUGAGGUGACGGUUGCUGAGGAAGGGCCCAUUGUUGCGAAGAAGAGGAGGCUAGAGCAACAAGAGGCCGUGGAGGAGGUACUGGAACCCGUGACUUCAUUCCUUUGCCUGGAAGGGACCUCGUCAGCCUCGGCUACUGAAUUUGCUGCUGCGCUCUGGGAGCAAGGGUACAUCCGAGCGCAAACAACGAGCUUCUAUGACUCUGGGAUGAGAAGCACAGCAAAGAGGUUCAUCAAUGCUUACUUCCCGGAGGUGGACCGCCAGCAUGCGAAGGACGAGGUGGCUGCCAGAGGUUCAGUUGGCGUUGUUCGUCAAGCGCUGGAGGCUAUUAACCUCGUGAAUGCUUUGGCCAAUGAGCAUCACGAGAGUUUGAGGGAGAGGAACCAGAUGAGGAAGGAUAACGCCGAGCUCGUCAAAAAGAACGAGGAGGCCGAGGCCGAGGUGGCGAGGCUGAAGGCGGAGAUGGAGGAGCUCUGGAAGGAAAACGCCACCUUUAAAAAGGACUCGGAGAUUUCGUACCAGAAAAGGAAGAUAUGCGAGGCCGAGCUCGAGAAGAGGGAGAAGGAAUUGGAGGAGGCGGGGAAGGCAGUGGCUGAGUUGGAGCUCAAGGUAAAGUUGCAGUAUCCUAAUGUGGACGUGACGAAGAUCACCUUUGGGGAUCAGGAGGGGGAGGUGGAGGAGGAUGGAGAGAGCAGUACUGCUGACUUCCGCUCAGAGGUAACGCUGAAGUGGGAGAGGGACAGCAGAGGUCAAACCAUCCUACCUCCUAAGUUCAAUUUUGAAUUUGUGGCAGUUGAUGAAGAGGGAACCAAAGGUGGCGAGAUUACUGAAGGUGCUGGUAAGUCAACUAGAGGUGUUGAGCAACCAAGUCAGCCUUCUGAUAUCCCCGAGCAUCCUGUGGCCAACCCCGACCAAACUGAAACUGCUGACUAGAUUUGGUCUCGGCUUUUUUUUUUUUUUUUUGGAGAGAGAUUCUUUGUAAACGACUAGAAUUUAAUUGAAUGAAAUUGAUUUGUUACUCGUUUGUCACUUCUGGAGAGGAUCUGAGAUGGAGAGGUUAGAAGAACUUAUAAUUGCAACUAAGUUUAGAGAAAUGAAAUUGACUUCGUCCU